Molecule: messenger RNA, 5959 nt
Organism: Oryctolagus cuniculus (rabbit)
Lineage: Eukaryota; Metazoa; Chordata; Mammalia; Lagomorpha; Leporidae
Gene: PTPRJ
Product: protein tyrosine phosphatase receptor type J
Biological process (GO): peptidyl-tyrosine dephosphorylation involved in inactivation of protein kinase activity
Cellular component (GO): signaling receptor complex
Molecular function (GO): protein binding; protein tyrosine phosphatase activity
Source: RefSeq, a predicted model, not a curated record
GGAGGAAGCGAUGAAUAUUCAGAGGGGGAGGGGAGGAGAGGCGGCCGAGCGCUCGCCGCGGCUCCCUGCAGCCCGAGCCGCAUGACGCGCGGAGGAGGCAGCGGGAGCGGCGCGAGCCGCGGGAGCCGGGAGCAGGGGGCCGCGCGCGGGGGGUGGGCGCCGCUCGCUCCGCCCCGCGAAGCCCCUGCGCGCCCAGGGACGCCGCCCCCCCGCCGCAGCCGCGCCGGGCCCCGCCGUGUGGCCGCCGCCACCGCCACCGCCGCCGCUGCCAUGUCCCCGGGGAAGCCCGGGGCGGGCGGAGCGGGGACGAGGCGGACCGGCUGGCGGAGGAGGAGGCGGAGGCGGCGGCUGGAGGCGGCGACGCGGGAGCCGGGGCUGUGGCGCACGGCGGGGCCCGAUUCGCGCGUCCCGGGCACGUUCCAGGGCGCGCAGGGCAUGAAGCCGGCGGCGCGGGAGGCGCGGUCGCCUCCGCGUUGGCCGGGGCUGCGCCGGGCGCUGCCGCCGCUGCUGCUGCUGUUGCGCCUGGGCCAGAUCCUGUGCGCAGGUGACUUCCCUGGUUCGGUUUCUGACUUUCGAGUGACGAGUGUCAGCACGAGGGAGGUCAGCUUAGCGUGGAGCAGCAAUGACUCGGAGUCCUUCAGGCUGUAUGCCACGCAGGAUGGAGCCGGCUGGUCCUGGGAGGGAACCACCACCAACCAGAGCAUCACCAUCGGCGACUUAUACCCCGGGACCAGUUACCACUUUGAAAUAUUUGCCCAAGGACCAAAUGGGACUGAAGAGGCACCCCAGAGAGUUUCCUGUACAACUGAACCCAGUCCUGUGUUUGACAUUGAAGUUGCUUCUAUCAGCCCUACCAGCGUGGUCCUCACCUGGAAAAGCAAUGACACUGCUGCUUCUGAGUACAUCUACAGAGUAAGCAAUAAGAUGGAGAACGAGUGGGUGAUGACGGACAAAAACCAGACGAGUUGCAACGUCACAGGCCUAAGCCCAGCGACUGCAUAUACGUUCUCCGUCUCCCCAGGAGUAGGCAAUGGGACUUGGGGAGAACCCAGGUUCAAAAAUGUCACAACAGAGCCUGAACCAGUUUCUGGACUGCACAUUGUCUUCGUGGGUGUGACAGAGGCCACUCUGCGCUGGAGCAGUCACAAUGGCACCGCCUUCUGCCGGAUGUUCCUGGAAAGCUAUGGGAGCCAUGAUUUGCCGACCCCGGAUGCUGCGGUCAAUAUUUCAGACCUGAAGCCAGGGUUUCAAUACAGAGUCAUUUGGCAUUUUCUAGAGUCAAAUGAGACAGAGGGAGACCCCAUGGUUCCAGAAGGUGUCUGGGAUGCCAACAGCACAGAGACGCCCCCGACCGAGAGCUCGCCCCUGCCACGCAGCCGCCCCACGGCCUCCGUACAGCGCCUUGACCCCACGGCCCCGGGGGAUGUGCAAGUGCUUCUUACGGGAUUAGACCCCGGUACUCGGUACAGGGCCUCCGUUUUCCCGCAAGCGGCAGAUGGCACAGAAGGACAGCCGCAGGCCGUCACGUUCAGGACGAAUUCUGACCAGGUUUUUGACAUUGAAGUUGUAAACAUCAGUGCCACAAGCAUGACCCUGACCUGGAAAAUCAGCCACAAUGGGUCACACUCUGCCUACGCCUAUGAGGUACAAGUGGCUGGAGAGACCUAUUUCUUCAACUUCACCGUCAACGAUACUCACGCCGUCAUCUCUGGACUCAGCCCGAGCACGUUAUACAACAUCACAGUGCGACCCUUCCUGGGUGACACCGAGGGCACACCAGGCUUUCUCCAAGUCUACACCCCCCCUGGUCCGGUUUCCGACUUUCGAGUGACGAGUGUCAGCACGAGGGAGGUCAGCUUAGCAUGGAGCAGCAAUGACUCAGAGUCCUUCAGGCUGCGUGCCACGCAGGAUGGAGCCGGCUGGUCCUGGGAGGGAACCACCACCAACCAGAGCAUCACCGUCGGCGACUUAUACCCCGGGACCAGUUACCGCUUUGAAAUAUUUCCCCAAGGACCAAAUGGGACUGAAGGGGCACCCCAGACAGUUUCCUGUACAACUGUGCACAGUGCUGUCACUGACAUCCGUGUGGUGGCCGUCAGCACCACUGAGAUGCAGUUGGAAUGGCAGAACACAGACAACGCCUCUGAUUACGUCUACCACUUGGUCAUACAGUCUGAGUACGGCUCUAACGAAACCAGCAGUCCUCGCAAAGCCAUCACUCUCGGUGGGCUGCUCCCUGGCACCUUGUACAACAUCACCGUCUCUCCCGAAGUGGGCCAUGUGCAGGGGGCCUCCAGCUCCAUCUCCCAGUACACACGGCCCAGCAACGUGUCCCGCAUUGAAAUAAGCACCAGCACCACGGCGGCGGCCUUAGAUUGGUGGAACGCCGAUAACGCCGCCUCUGCCUACUUCUACCGCCUUAUUAUCGAGAAGGUUGGGAACGCCAGCGACACAACCCAGAUAGUCACGGCCGUUGGAGUCACCAAUGCCACCGUCACCGAGUUAACCCCUGGCUCGUCUUACACGGUCGAGAUCUUUACCCGGGUGGGGGAUCUGCUCGAGUCAUCCACACCCGGCUUGGAGUCGUUCUGUACAGAUCCUGCGCCGGUGGCUACCAUCCACUGUGACGUGGUCCCCAAGGAGCCGGCCCUGGUUCUGCAGUGGGCCUGCCCCUCUGGCGCCAAUGCGGGCUUUGAGCUGGGGCUCAGCAGUGGAGCCUGGGACAGCGUGAUGCACCUGGACGGUUGCUCCCCCGAGAAUGGCACCGAGUACAGGAAGGAAGUCAUGUCUUUGAAUUUUUCUACCUCGUACAACAUCAGUGUCGCCACCUUGUCCUGUGGAAAGAUGGCACCCCCCACCCACAACACCUGCACCACUGGCAUCACGGAUCCCCCUCCUCCGGACGGCUCUCCCAAUAUUACAUCCGUCAGUCACAAUUCGGUGAAGGUCAAGUUCAGUGGGUUUGAAGCCAGCCACGGACCCAUCAAGGCCUACGCCGUCAUUCUCACCACGGGGGACGCUGGCCCGCCUUCUGCAGACGUGCUGAAAUACACGUACGAAGACUUCAGUAAGGGGGCCUCGGAUACGUACGUGACCUACCUCAUAAGGACGGAAGAAAGGGGACGUUCUCAGGGCUUGUCCGAAGUCUUGAAAUACGAAAUUGACGUUGGGAAUGAAUCCACCACCCUGGGCUAUUACAAUGGGAAGCUGCAACCCCUGGGCUCCUACAGGGCUUGUGUGGCCGGCUUCACCAAUAUCACCUUCAACUCUCAAAAGUACGGACUCAUUGACGGGGCUGAGAGCUACGUGUCCUUCAGCCGCUACUCGGAUGCCGUGUUCUUGCCCCAGGAUCCAGGUGUCAUCUGCGGAGCCGUCUUCGGGUGUAUCUUUGGAGCCCUGGUUAUUGUGGCCGUGGGAGGCUUCAUCUUUUGGAGAAAGAAAAGGAAAGAUGCCAAGAACAAUGAAGUGUCCUUUUCACAAAUUAAACCUAAAAAAUCCAAGUUAAUCAGAGUGGAGAAUUUCGAGGCCUACUUUAAGAAACAGCAAGCCGACUCCAACUGUGGCUUCGCAGAGGAAUACGAAGAUCUGAAGCUCGUUGGAAUCAGCCUACCCAAAUAUGCAGCUGAAUUGGCUGAGAAUAGAGGGAAGAAUCGCUAUAAUAAUGUUCUGCCCUAUGACAUUUCUCGUGUCAAGCUUUCAGUCCAGACCCAUUCAACGGAUGACUACAUCAAUGCCAGCUACAUGCCUGGCUACCAUUCCAAGAAAGAUUUUAUUGCCACACAAGGACCUCUGCCCAACACGCUGAAAGAUUUCUGGCGUAUGGUUUGGGAGAAAAACGUGCAUGCCAUUGUUAUGUUGACCAAAUGUGUUGAGCAGGGAAGGACAAAAUGUGAGGAGUACUGGCCCUCCAAGCAGGCUCAGGACUAUGGGGACAUAACCGUGGCCAUGACAACCGAAAUUGUUCUUCCAGAAUGGACCGUCAGAGAUUUCACAGUGAAAAAUGUCCAGACGAGCGAGAGCCACGCUCUGCGGCAGUUCCACUUCACCUCCUGGCCUGACCAUGGCGUCCCGGACACCACCGACCUGCUCAUCAACUUUCGCUACCUUGUCCGCGACUACAUGAAGCAGAGCCCUCCCGAGUCGCCGAUUCUGGUGCAUUGCAGCGCUGGAGUUGGAAGGACGGGCACUUUCAUUGCUGUUGAUCGUCUCAUCUACCAGAUCGAGAACGAGAACACGGUGGACGUGUACGGCGUUGUGUAUGACCUCCGGAUGCACAGGGCUUUAAUGGUGCAGACAGAGGACCAGUAUGUUUUCCUCAAUCAGUGUGUCCUGGAUAUCAUCAGAUCCCAGAAAGACUCCAGAGUAGAUCUCAUCUACCAGAACACAACUGCAAUGGCCAUCUAUGAAAACCUGGCGCCGGCGUCCACGUUCGGAAAGACAAAUGGUUACAUUGCCUGAUUCCAAGGGAACGCCUUCCCGGAGCUCACCAGACUCUCACGCCCACAGCCAAGGAACGCGCCCCGGUGUCGACUUGUUUUGUUUUUGUUUCUGUUUUUUUUUUUUUUUUUUUUCAAACGUCUAAUUUCUUAGUUCUUUGUUCUGUUUUGUUGGAACUGACUUGGGGGGUGUGAAGCUGCAGGUGGAACACUUGAGAAACGCCAGGUGGGGGCUGUGGGUGCGCGGUGACCACAUCACUUGCAUUCCGAUUACCAGUGGGAUGAGUUCACUUUUUUUUUUUCCCCCUAGAGAAUCGUGGAAAAACCAGGAGAAGUGAGCCAUGAUUUUUCUCUUUUGUUUUCAAACAGAUUCUUCUUCUUUUUUUUUUCAAAGACUAUUUUCUGUGACUCACAUGCUCAAGGCAGGAUUGUGUUGGGUUGAAUAUAUUUUCAGUAUCAGAGGUCUAUUUUUACCUACUGUGUCUUGGAACCUAGCUGGUGGAGAAGACGGAAUAGUGGGUGAGCAGCAUGUUGGCGGGUGGGCUCCGUGGCGCCUCUUCCCGCGUGGGUUUUCUCUCUGAACAUGUGCCUUUUCUGAAUUAUGCUUCCACAGGCAAAACUCAGUAGAUAUCUAUAUUUUUGUAUUGAAUCUCGUAAUUGGAAUAUACGGAAUAUUUAAGCAUAGUUUAGCAUCAGAAUUCCGCCUUCUCGGUGACAUUCCUGUCCUCGUUGGAUUAGAGGGGGGCUCUUUGCCCCUUGCUGUCCCCCCACCCCCACCCCACUCCCCAUACAUUUGUGCUCCGAUUUUUCUUCCUUUUUCCCUCCCAGUUUUCUCCAAAGACUUCUGUUGGCAACAUUUUCAGCCCAUUGGUUGGGUGAGAAUGGAAACUAAAUAACGCUUUCAGAAUUUCUGUGGGCAGGGGUGGGAGAACGAGGAAUCCGAUGGUGACAUAAAUCCUGUCCUGUCCGUGUUUUAUUCUUUCUGUCGUUUCUGUCUUUGGUUAAGAAGGAUUAUUUAAAGGUGCAAUAUGUGACUUAGUGAUUCAUGAUGCUGUAGGUUUUUAGUGAUGUUUUACUCAGGUUGGCAUUUUAUGUGUGUACAUGUGUGUGUGUGUUUGUGUGUGUGUGUUUUUAAAAGUAUGGCAAUCUGUGAACACUUCGUGUGAACCGAGUGUCAGAUUAACCCUUGACCCCUGAAGUCCACUGGCUGUAGUCUCUUAUCUGCAGUGGCACAUACCGUAUCUACUGUAUAUAUAAAUACUCAGCUCUUAAAACUGUCAUUCCUGCAAAUUGAGGUGUACAAAGUUUGAUUUGUAUCAAAGAUGUAAUUAUUAUUUUUAAAACCUCUUUUCACUAUACUGCUGCUGUAAUUACUUUGAUUUUUUAAAAAAAUGUAGUUUUUUUUUUUUUUUGCUUCAGGUGUAUAUCCACCAAGAGUUUCAGAAUUUAUGUGGAUUUAUUUUAUGGGUACAUAAUCUGUAAACUUCUCAAGGCAUUAACAUGAAAGGAUUUGUUUCUUUGUA